This is a messenger RNA of Lasiodiplodia theobromae, 945 nucleotides long. RefSeq names its product Alpha-ketoglutarate-dependent 2,4-dichlorophenoxyacetate dioxygenase. The coding region runs from base 1 to 945 and encodes 314 amino acids. The record is from RefSeq and is a predicted model, not a curated record. The transcript has 2 exons. Gene Ontology annotation, molecular function: oxidoreductase activity. NCBI's taxonomy places the organism in Eukaryota, Fungi, Ascomycota, Dothideomycetes, Botryosphaeriales, Botryosphaeriaceae.
AUGCCUCACAAGGAACAUUUGGAACUCAUUGAACUGCAUCCCACUUUCGGUGCAGAAGUUUGUGGCAUCGACUUCUCGCAGCCAAUUCCAGAGGACAUCUUCUCCGAGAUCCGGGCUGCCAUCACUAAAUACGGCGUCCUCGUUUUCCGCAAGACCAACCUCGACGACGCUAGCCACGUCGCCUUCGCCUCACGCUUCGGCGCCCUCGACGAUGUGCGACCCUACACGGCGCAAGGGAAGCAGCACCGACUGUCGACGGAUCAGCUCUUCGACGUGUCGAACCUGCUAGCCGACGGCAGCGUGGCGCCGCUCGACUCGCACCGGCACGCCAUGAACAAGGGCAACUCCCUCUUCCACGUCGACUCGAGCUUCAAUGCGCGGCGGGCCGGCCUCUCGCUGCUGCGCGCCGCGCGCCUGCCCCCUCCCGGCACCGGCGGCGCCACCGACUUCGCCGACACGCGCGCCGCGUUCGCGGACCUGCCCGCGGCGACGCGGGACGAGCUGGUCGCACGGGACCACAUCGCGUGUCAUUCGCUGAUGCACAGCCGGAAGCUGGCCUGUCCGGAGCUGCUGGCCGGCGUGGAUCCGGAGGACUACCCGUUCGGCAAGCACAGGCUGGUGCAGAAGCACGAGCCGAGCGGCCGGUGGAACCUGUACGUCGCGAGCCAUGUGCAUCAUGUGGAGGAUUUGGAGAAGCAGGAGUCUGACAGGCUGGUCCGGGAGCUCUACGAGCACGCCUGCCAGCCGAAGUACGUGCUGAGAGUUGAGUGGGAGAAUGACGGCGAUUUGGUGAUGUGGGACAAUACGUGUGUCAUGCAUAGAGCAACUGCAGGAGACUACGAGGGUAAGUAUGCAAGGGAUAUGAGGCGAGCUACGGUGCAUGACUCUAGCUCCCAGGCCUACGGGUUGAACGAAGAGACAGAUGCCAGGCAGGGGUUUCCAUAA